AUGAUGAUUGAUUUCUUAUACUGGACAAAUUACAAAUUGCGUAUUUUAUCCAACGUCGUCUUUGGCCAUAUCUUUGAACCUAGCCUUGAUAUUGUCUUGGUGACAGGCGGUACUUCUGGUUUAGGUAAGGAAAUUGUGAGGCUACUUGCCGAGAAAGGCGCCAAAGUCGUGGUACUAGAUAUCAAUCUUCCCCAAAAUGAUACAGAAAAGAUUCCUAAAGUGAAUUACUUUAAAUGUGAUGUCAGUGAUAGAGAGCAAGUGUUGAAAGUGCAGAAAAGAGUGCAAAGUACAAUAGGUGUAGUAACAGUUCUCAUCAAUAAUGCUGGGAUCACCACUGGUAAAACAGUGUUGGACCUCACGUUCGAAGAAAUAGAACAAACAAUUCAGACUAAUUUAAUCUCUAGCUUUUACACUAUUAAAGCAUACCUACCAAGUAUGAUGCUCAAGAAAAGAGGAUAUAUAGUAACCAUUGCUUCCAUAUUGGGGUAUAUAUCACCUGCUCGAUUGAGUGCUUAUGGGGCAUCAAAAUCAGGAUUGAUUGCAUUACACGAGUCGCUCACUUAUGAGUUGGGUCCACCCUCGUUGAACCCUCAUGGGGUAAAAACGCUAUUGGUGUGCCCCGGUCAGUUAAAGACAGGGUUGUUUACUGGAGUAAAAACACCGUCAACUAUUCUAGCACCAGAGUUGGAUCCUAAAUUUGUUGCUUCACGUGUAGUUCGUGCUAUAGAAGAAGGAAGACGCGGCGAAAUCAAAUUGCCUAUGUACGGCAAACUUGUGCCUGUUUUCAGGGCCCUUCCAUGGCCAGUUGUAGAAAUUGCCAGAGCCGUAUCUGGCAUAGAUCGCAGUAUGCUUGGGUUUAGGAACAAGAUUGCUAUAGUGGCAAGCAGUGUCUCGUCUAUAGCAAGCACUUCCGUGCAUGCGUCUGCUAUUAGUACUGCAAUUCUUUCUUCUCCAGCAGCAUCAGUAAGAACCACCACAGAAGCAUUUACAUCACCCAAUACUGCCAACAAUGCUAACACUACAAGAAGCUAA
Lodderomyces elongisporus is the source of this 1032-nucleotide messenger RNA. RefSeq names its product short-chain dehydrogenase/reductase. The transcript has a single exon. The record is from RefSeq and is a predicted model, not a curated record. Gene Ontology annotation, molecular function: oxidoreductase activity, acting on the CH-OH group of donors, NAD or NADP as acceptor. Lineage: Eukaryota; Fungi; Ascomycota; Pichiomycetes; Serinales; Debaryomycetaceae. Bases 1 to 1032 code for a protein of 343 amino acids.